Messenger RNA from Phaethon lepturus (White-tailed tropicbird), 1470 nucleotides. RefSeq names its product N-acetyltransferase ESCO2-like. Lineage: Eukaryota; Metazoa; Chordata; Aves; Phaethontiformes; Phaethontidae. Gene Ontology annotation, molecular function: protein-lysine-acetyltransferase activity. Gene Ontology annotation, cellular component: nucleus; chromatin. Gene Ontology annotation, biological process: mitotic sister chromatid cohesion. The transcript has 6 exons. The annotation marks the transcript as partial. The record is from RefSeq and is a predicted model, not a curated record.
AUGGCAGCUGUUACCCCGCAGAAAAGGAGCCGUAGUUCUACCGAUAUCGAUGGUUCAUCCUCAGCCUUUGAGACUCCUGUGAAAAAAAGGAUGAUAGGCAUUGCUGAAGGUCUGUCUCCACUCAAGAAAUCGAGAAAUAAUUGGUUUGCUUCUCAAAUAAAAUGGUCAUCGAGCUCCAGCGAUGAGAUGAAAGAAAAUGAGGCCGUCGCGGGGAAGCCGGCGCUGUCGAGGACGCUGGAUAUCUCACCCCUUCAGGCAGCCAGCGUUCCCGCAGCUGCACAGAGGGAGUCCUCCAGGAAAUUAUCCCCAAAGACGGCUUCCUCGUACAAGCCCCUUGUGCCUGUGGUGUCUUUUUAUAGCAAGGAAAAGCAGUACCUUACUCCCCUUGAGAGGAAACGACUGAACGAGAACCACUCUUGGGGUGAGAGGAACGGGGCUGAAAACCUCCCAGCUGCCAGCAGGACUGAGAAGACGAACAUGAACUUGAGCAGGAAUACAAGCUCGAAGCCAACCAAGCACACAACCAACUCCAAGCACGGCAAAACGGUCCCCAAAAUGCUUAAGAAGGCCAAGGGAGAGACACCAGCGGGAAAACCCAGCGUGGAGAAAGAGAACGUGAAUUGCCUAAUUAAAAAGAAGAUGGAUUCACCCUUCAGAGUCCUAAGCAUGACAGUUAAACCAGCCCUGAAACUCCAGCUGGGGGCUGCGUUCUUUUCCGCCAGGAAGAAAUCACACUCUAAAAAAACUGUUGUAGACACCAAGUCUCUCCAGGAUCUCCCCAGAUCUCUGCAAGAAAACGAUCAGCCCGGACCACCGACAACUACGAAGUCUAACUCGGCGCAUAGAAACCAAAUUCUUGAGGCGGGUGGUGUACUGAGAAGCAUUUCUGUGCCUCAGAAGAAGGAAAAUGAAAACAGGGAAGACUUCACAAGCUCUGCAAAUCAGGAGGGAGAUUCGGCAGGUGAAGGAAAAGCCUCUCCGCAGAAAAGCGGACGCGCCUCUGGUCCGUUUUGUACUUCCACGUCUGCCGCCGCGGGAGGCGGCGACGCGGGGAACGUGGAAGCUGAUGAAAUUGGUUCUGCCACCUGUGAGUUAGAUGAUGGCAUUAUUCCUUCAAGCCAGUCUCCAUGUAAGGCGAACGAGCAAGCAUCUCCUUCAAAUGCUGUUGUCUACCCCAUAUUCGGUGCACCCCCAGCCAGCAAGAAAAGGCCUCAGGCUACACUGGAUGAACUGACUUCGCCGUUCGGGUCCAGCCCACCAGCAAAAACAUCUCACACCUCCCAGAGAAGCAAGAAAGCGAAAGAGCUCUGCAAGCGCUCCAGAGAUCAGAUGAUCAUUGACGCUGGUCAGAAACAUUUUGGUGCCAUAGUUUGCAAAUCGUGUGGCAUGAUCUACACGGCCGCUAGCCCGGAGGAUGAAGCCCAACACAUCCAGCACCACGAGAGAUUCCUCGAAGGACUCAGAUAUGUG